Prosopis cineraria is the source of this 3124-nucleotide messenger RNA. Its product is annotated as glutamate receptor 2.7-like. NCBI's taxonomy places the organism in Eukaryota, Viridiplantae, Streptophyta, Magnoliopsida, Fabales, Fabaceae. Gene Ontology annotation, molecular function: ligand-gated monoatomic ion channel activity; signaling receptor activity. Gene Ontology annotation, cellular component: plasma membrane. The transcript has 5 exons. Bases 68 to 2851 code for a protein of 927 amino acids. The record is from RefSeq and is a predicted model, not a curated record.
CAAAAACAACUACGACUUGCAAUCUUAUACCUGACAUAAAUUACCAAACUUAUUCAUCCCAAAGGCUAUGAAUAAUACGGAUCGAAGCCUUUUACUUCUUUUUUCUGCUGCGUUCACUUCCAUUCUCCUUCUCAAUUGCUUCACAGGAGUUGCAGCUGAUAGCAGUAAUGGUAUCAAUUUUGAUGUUGGAGCAAUUCUUGAUGUUGAUUCUCCAUCUGGAAAACAACAGAAAGCAGCCAUGGAAAUUGCAGCCCAAAGCUUCAAUAACUAUUCAAAGAGUCUCAACAUAUCCCUUCAUUUUCGUCACUCUCUAAGAAAUCCAUUGCAGGCAGCUUCGGCUGCUGAGGAGCUCAUAAACAAGACGAAAGUGAAGGUUAUAAUUGGAAUGGAGACAUGGCCGGAAGCAUCUUUUGUAGCAGUUCUUGGAGAUAAAGCUCAUGUUCCAGUAAUUUCAUUCUCAUCUCCUUCAAUAUCUUCACCAUCUUCAUCAAUGCCAUUUCGUUGGCCUUUCUUGAUUCAAAUGGCCAAGAACCAGACAGCAAAUAUGAACUGCAUAGCUGAUAUUGUUCAUGCAUAUAACUGGCAAAAGGUUAUAGCAAUAUAUGAAGAUGAUCCUUAUAGUACUGAUUCAAGCAUGUUAACCCUCCUUUCUGAAGCUCUCUUGAAGACUAAUUCCCAAAUUGAGCGAAGGCUCAUCCUUCCACCAUUUUCUUCUUUAUCUGAUCCAAAAGGGCUUGUUCUUGAUGAACUGAUAAAGCUAUUAUUAUCAGCACAAUCUAGGGUUUUCAUUGUUCUCAAAGCAUCAUUGCCUAUGGUGACUCAUUUGUUUAGCGAAGCUAAGAAACUAGGGUUCCUAGGGAAAGAAUCAGUUUGGAUUAUCAAUGAGGACAUUGCUGGAAUGCUGGACUUAGUCGACGAGUCUGUCUUAUCCUCCAUGGAAGGUACUAUUGGAAUCAAAAGCUACUAUUCUACAAGUUCAAGUGCUUAUAUUCAAUUCAUAGAAAAAUUUCAAAACAAGUCUCAGCCAGGAUUGUAUGCCCUGCAAGCUUAUGAUAGCAUGAGUAUCAUCACAAAAGCCCUAGAGAAGAUGAGUGACACUAAUAACACUUAUAACUCAAGGGUUUUGUUGAAGACAAUGCUAUCUAGCAAAUUCUCUGGUUUAACUGGCAACAUAGGGUUCAAGGAAGGCCAUUUAUCACAGACUCCAUUGCUAAGAGUGAUAAACGUGGUUAACAAGAAAUACACAGGCCUGGACUUUUGGGUACCAAACUUGAAGUUCUUUAAGUCUUUGGAAGACAUAGAGAAAGGAAGUGAAACUGCUACAAAUAAUCUGAGUGGUCCAGUGGUUUGGCCAGGAGUUCUAAAGAAUCUAAACAAUGAUGAUGAUGAUGAUAAUGUUCCAAGAGGAUGGAAUAUACCUUCAGAAGUGAAUCCUUUAAAAGUAGCAGUUCCUACAAAUCCUGCUUUUGAAAAUUAUGUGAAGGAAGAGUCUCCUGGGAAAUAUAGUGGCCUUUGUAUUGAUCUUUUUGAAAAGAUUCAAGAACAGAUCAAAGAUAGGUAUUCUGGUCUGCCAUAUAAAUAUUACCCCCUCGAUGUAUCUUAUGAUGUGCUUAUACAAGGUGUUGCCAACGAGUCCUAUGAUGCUAUUGUUGGAGACGUAACAAUACUUGAAGAUCGAUCUAAGAAUGUAUCUUUCACACAGCCAUACACAGACUCUGGUCUAUCACUCAUAUUUCCAGCUGAGACGGAAGGCACGACGUUUCUGUUUGUGAAGCCAUUUAGCUGGCAAAUGUGGUUGGCCACUGCUGCUAUCUUCUUCUACACAACGCUGGCCAUCUGGUUCUUGGAGCAUCCCUUAAACCCUUACUAUAAAGGAACAUGGAAAACUCAACUCAGCAACACAACUUGGUUCGCCUUUUCUUCUCUAUUUUUCGCUCACGGGGGUAAAUUGUACAGCAACUCAGCAAGAGUGGUGGUUGCUGUAUGGCUAUUUCUGAUUUUUGUUCUGACUUCAAGCUACACUGCAAAUCUGUCUUCUAUGCUCACUGUAAAACGCAUGAAUAAUGGGAGAGACAUUCAGUGGCUGAAGCAAAAUAAGUUAACAAUUGGCUGUGAUAAUAGCAGUCAAUUUGUGAAGAACUACUUGCUCAAUGUGUAUGGAUUCCCCAUAGACCAGAUUAGAGAUCUUGAUGGUGAACAUGACUUUGUGGCCAAGUUUAAGAGCAAAGCAAUUUCUGCUCUCUUACUUGAGAGCCCAUAUGAGAAGGUUUUCCUAAGCAAGUACUGCAAUGAAUAUACUGCAAUUUCUGCUGGCUAUAAAUUUGGAGGCCUCGGCUUUGUAUUCCAAAGAAAUUCUCCCUUGGUGAAAGACUUCUCAGAAGGAAUUUUAAGGCUAGCAGAAAAUGGAACUCUCAAGAGUUUGGAAGACAAAUGGCUGACUCCUUCCAAUAAUUGCUCAAGCGACUCAACAUCGUCAUCUUCUGAAACUGAAAGCCUAAUCCUCGCUGACUUUUGGAUUCUCUAUGUGAUAAGUGGUCUCACUUCCACCAUCUUCUUGAUCGUGGCUCUGCUGAGGACUUACUAUCAUCAAGAGAAAGAAGAUCAAGGCAUUAAUACUAUAGAAACUUCUGAUGAUGAUGGUGUUUGGAACAAGACACUUGGGAGAUUCGCCACAGGCAUUUACGACAGUAUUGGCAGUCUCAAUUUCAACAAUAAUAUAGGAAGAGCUGCAACCUUUGGCGGAACUCAAAAUGUUCGCCAUUGGAAUUCUUCGCGGUGGGAGAGUGUAAGAACUUCUGAUGAUUAUGUUAAUCCUCGACGGACCCAAUCAGUAGGAUUAGAGAUGUUAUAAUAAUAUGAUAUAUGUACAUGUCUCUUGUGUAUCUCUGUAUGUAAUCUUAUAGCUUCCACGUGUGUUAGUGUUCUGACCUAUGUAGAUGUGUCUUGCGUAUAUCUGGAGUCAAGGACAUUUUAGCAUUCUUUGAGAAGUAGGGCUAAUUUUAGCCUGCUCCAACAAAAUAUAUUGGAGUACUAGUUGCCAAUUAUAUACUGAAUUCAUGUCAUUUAUUAUGUAGGAUGUCUGAAUUUAUAUGAUAAAUAAUAUAACAUUGGAGGAUAUAUGAGG